Messenger RNA from Arxiozyma heterogenica, 945 nucleotides. RefSeq lists its product as uncharacterized. The transcript has a single exon. Gene Ontology annotation, molecular function: zinc ion binding; nucleic acid binding. NCBI's taxonomy places the organism in Eukaryota, Fungi, Ascomycota, Saccharomycetes, Saccharomycetales, Saccharomycetaceae. The coding region runs from base 1 to 945 and encodes 314 amino acids. The record is from RefSeq and is a predicted model, not a curated record.
AUGUCAGGUAACGAUCAGAGUUCUACUGUGCAAAAUUUUUCUAUCGAAAAAGAAGUUGUUUCUGAUAACAAAAGUCAAGAAAGAAAAGGUUUAUCUAAUGAAUUAAUUGCACAACUUAUUUCAGAACAAGUUAAGCAAAACAAGUUGAUUCGUGAACUCGCUAAUCAAAAUAAUGCAUUACGUGUUAAGUUAGAUGAGGUCAAUAAGAAGACUGAAGGUAAGAGUGCUGCUGAAGAUUAUGGUCAUAACAAAAGAUUAAGUGAUCAACAAUUAAAAGAGAAAUUUGCUGCUGAAGUUAAGGAUUACUAUGAUGGUAAGACUAACGACCCCAAAACAGAUUUUAAAGCUUGGAAAGAUUCUGUUGAUAUAUUUUAUCAAAUCUAUUCCGAGUCUAUUCCUGAUGAUAGUUUUAUGUUACAAUUGAUUAAAUUACGUUUGAAGGGGGCAGCAAAAGCGUGGUACGAGAACGAAGAACACACUUUUACAACAUUGAAACAUGCAAUUCAUGGUAUUGAGAAAAGGUUUGGUUCAAAUAACCCUUUCUGGGAAUUUAUUGAUAAAUGUAGAAAUUACAACCCAGAAGGUAAGUCCAUGAAGAAAAUUGGUGAUGAUUUUCAAGAGUUAGUAGAUGUAGCUCCUGAAUUCAUCUCAGAACAGUUUUUGGCGGGUGAAUUUUAUCGUCGAAUCCCAAUUGGAUUAACCGGGUAUAUUUUGAAUAAUAGACCUCCAGAAACUACAACGUGGACACAAUUAUUGGACAUGGCUUGUAAUUAUGAAAAUACUUUCAAGCAAGCUCAACCAAACAGGACCAAGUUGAAUUUUAAAAUUUCCAAAUCCUAUAAAGGGAUGGAGAAAAGGAAGCCUGUCAAAUGUUUCAAGUGUAACAAAAUGAGUCAUUUGGCUCACCAAUGUAAGUACUCAAUUAAUAAUACAUCGAAAAACUAG